CCUCCCUCCACCUGUUCCCGGCGCGUUGGAUGCUGGAAGCCAAGAUGGCGGCGGAGCUGGUGGAGGCGAAAGUGAGUGAGUGAAAGAGGAGAGGGAGGGAGGGGAGGGAGGGAGAGGAGAAGCGGGGGUCCGAAGGGGCGCCCCGUGCCCCCCUCACUGAGGUAUGUUUUUUUGGGGGGGGGAGCCUAUGAAUCUCUGCCACAGGGAGGGGCACCUGAGGAGGGAGGGGCGUGGCUAAAGGGGAGGGGCGGCCAGAAGCCCCGCCCCCUCGUCCCGAGGGAGGGGGCGGCCUCCCCACCCCCCUCCAGGGACGACCCCCCCUCACCAAUCCCCCCCACUCUCCCAUCUCCCUACCUGCUGCUGCUUUCCCACCCCCACCUUCAAGACAGCCCUCCCCUCCCCCCAUGCCAGAGAAGACCCUCCCCAUUUCCUCUCACCCCCCCAGGAGGGUUUGUUUGUCUGUUUGUUUGUUUACAUGCCUUUUAUCUCGCCCUCAUGCCAGCCCUCCCUUUGGGGCACUUUAGGACAGCCAGGAGGAGUUGCCCUGCAAGGUGGAUUUUUGGGGGGACGGUUUGUUUGGAGCUGAUUUAAUCCUGAUUGGUGUGUGUGUGUGUGUGUUGAAAGCAAAAACAAAACAAAAACACAACAGCGGCUUCAACAACCCCCUGUUGCAGCAAAGUGCAAUCUCACGCAGGUCUUACUCAGAAGUAAGCCGCCCUUGGGUUCAGGGGGGUGGUGUUACUCGCUGGUUAAGUCGCCUGGAAUAGCAGCUUGGCAAUCGUAUACAGUGGUACCUCGGGUUAAGUACUUAAUUCGUUCCGGAGGUCCGUUCUUAACCUGAAACUGUUCUUAACCUGAAGCACCACUUUAGCUAACGGGGCCUCCUGCUGCUGCCGCGCCGCCGGAACACAAUUUCUGUUCUCAUCCUGAAGCAAAGUUCCUAACCCGAGGUACUAUUUCUGGGUUAGCGGAGUCUGUAACCUGAAGCGUAUGUAACCUGAGGUACCACUGUACAUUCCUAAUUGGAAAUCGCUGGACUUCUAGGUAAGGGUUGCAGCCUUCGCCUGCCGCGCAGCCAACACGGGCACCCACCGAGCGUGGCGGUACCUUUUAGAAAGUGAAACAGGUUUAUUCUGCUUGAAGCACGUUUGUGAACUGGAUUUGUCAGGUUUUGGCUCUCUCCUGACAGAUAUUUAUUGUGCAUACAUGUGUGUGUGUGUUUAUUUGUUAAUUUGAAACCUUAGCUGUUUUAAUGGAGGAGGGUGAAUCUGAAACAUUUAACAGAUCAACACAUCUCUUAGCCGUUCCCUUGUUUACCUUGUAUAUGCAUGCAUGUGGAUAAUAACAGAAAAAGCUAUAAAUGCAUUUCUGUGGCACAUAAGGACCUAUGAAGGGCCCUGCCGGAUCAUGCCAUGGCCCAUCUAGUCCAGAAUCCUAUUUUCACAGUGGCCAACCACAUGCCACGAUGGGAGGCCUAAGUGCAACCGCAACUCUCCUCUACCUGAACUGGCAUUCAGAGGUAUACAAUUUGUGGUCAUGGAGGUAGGGCAUAGCUGUCAUGGCUAGUAGAUGCUGAUAGCCUUAUCUUCUAUGUAAUUAGACUCUUAAGUCACAAAACCACCUGCCAAAAUGGAAUUUCUGUGGGAUACUUUAAGGCUCCUUCUCUGUGUGUUCUGUAUUGUUGAACCAUGCAGAUCCAGUUGUGAAACCAAUGGACACCUCAGAUAGCAAGCAACGUCAUGUAUAGUGCUACCAUUUGUAUUAAUGAUUGUACUUUUACUUUACAAUAGUGGAUCUGGCUUGUUUCGUGAAUAUUCAGAAACAAAGACUUUAGGGUAGUUAACUUCUUUGAGUGAAUUUGGAAUGGCUGGCUUCCAGUUUUUUUCAGUAAGCUGUGGACACAAACUGGGAAGUCUUCAGUUGAAACCUUGAAUUUCCACGCACUUACGUAUUUGUUACUUAUUUAGAGCACUUUUAUCUCUCCUGAAGACAUCUGGCUUACUAGAAGUACAUGUAAAAAGGAUCUAGGGGUCUUGGUGGACCACAAGCUUAACAUGAGUCUGCAGUGUGAUGCAGCAGCAAAAAAAGCUAAUGCCGUUCUAGGCUGCAUCAACAGACGUAUAGUGUCUAGAUCAAGGGAAGUCAUAGUCCCACUCUAUUCUGCCUUGGUCAGGCUACACUUGGAGUACUGUGUCUAAUUCUGGGCACCACAAUUUAAGAAGGAUGUUGACAAACUGGAAUGUGUGCAGAGAAGGGCAACCGAGGUGGUCAAGGGUCUGGAAACUAAGCCUUAUGAGGAGCACUUGAAGGAGCUGGGUAUGUUUAGCGUGGAAAAGAGGAAACUGAGAGGAGAUAUGAUAGACAUCUUCAAAUAUUUCAAGGGCUAUCACACGGAGGAGGGAGCAUGCUUGUUUUCUCUUGCUUUGGAGGGUAGAACUUGAACCAGUGGCUUCAAGUUGCAAGGAAGGAGAUUCCGUCUAAACAUUUGGGGGGAAAACUUUCUGACAGUAAGAGCUGUUCAGCAGUGGAACAGACUCCCACGAGAAGUGGUGGACUCUCCUUCCUUGGAGGUUUUUAAGCAGAGGCUUGACAACCAUAUGUCAGGAGUGCUCUGAUGGUGUUUCCUGCUUGGCAGGGGGUUGGACUCGAUGGCCCUUGUGGUCUCUUCCAACUCUAGGAUUCUAUGAUUCUAUGGAUGCUUUAGCCGAGAUUCCUGCGUUACAGGGGGUUGGACUAGACGAUCCUUUGGUCCCUUUCAACUCGUAAGAUUCUAUGAGUCUAUGAACCAUAUGAAGCUCCCAGAGCAGCGUAUAAAUUUCAAUAAUAAGACAACCCCUGGCCUCAGACUCAGAAUCUGAUAGAUAAAACACAAAUGGGAAAGGAGUGUGCAAGGGGCCCUUUAUCUCAGCUACAGUUAGUGUGAAGGCUGCAAGGAAAGUCUUGCUUCUGUCAGACCCAGCUCCCCAGCUCUAAUAGGGGGGAAAUGAGGCUAGCCCAUCUCACAGGGCUGUUGUAAGGAGUACAGCAUCUUUUAGUGCUACGGCGUUUUGGCACUCUAUAAAUGUUAAUUAUUAUUGUAGCAAAUGACUAUCUGCAGUAGACUUGUCCAGUCUGAUACGGACAGCAGCAGAUUUUCUCAAACUGGCGUGCAUGAGGUGCGACAGGCAUCACUGUCUCCUUGCUCCCUUUUCCAACCCGAGGGCCUUCUGGGAAACCUUCCAAGAGCCACAUGCCAAUCGUGGGCAGAAGUGGGUGGAGCAAUGAAUGCAAAUUACAGCUUUGUGCAGCAGGGUGCUUCCAGCACACUUUUCUCUAUCUGUCAUCCAGACAAAGCAAGAGGACACAUUCCAGCCAGGCAAAGUCACUCCAGGCGGGUGCAAAGCAAAGGCUGGUGAGGGUAUGUGGCCGGUGGAACACUCCAAGGCCCAGCUACAGAGCCCUGGGAUGGUUGGAUUUGGCACUGAGGAAUCCCACCUGCUGCCUCCACUGCCAAGUCCUUGCUUGCUUGCCUGCCUGCCUGCCUGCCAAUCUAUUGCUCUUGUCGUUUUUGCAUGGGCUUCCCUUUGCUUGUGCUGUCCUGAGCGGCUGGAGCUUCGGUGGUGCAGCUGUGAAAUGGUGGGGUUUGAAGCUUUGAGAUUUUAAGGCAGUGGCUGUGAAUCGUAAUAAGCGGAGACCUACUUUUUAAAUUAGUUGGAGCAGAUAGGAGGCUUUGCUGCUGCUUCUUCUGUUGUUACCGUUAACCAAUUUAUAUACCGCUUUUUAGACACAGAUGAUGUUCCACAAUUCCAGUGCCUUAAAGAGAUCUGCGCAGCAUUGUCAAACCAUAGUGUUUAGCCAAGCCUUCUGUUCAGCACAGGAUCUGCAGAAACCUCCAGUGCCUCUCAAGUCAGCCUGUUCCUAAUUUAACAACCCUUACUCUAAGAAGGUCCCCCUCAUGUUCAGCCAAAUCUGUUUCUUUCGUCUUCUGUAAAAGUCUAUCAGUAUUUUUAUUUUUUUUAAUCCCCGUAUUAAAAGGGCAAAGCAAGUUGCUGGCUCUCAUUAUUUUUAGCAUAUGGAGGGCGCAACAUUUGUUUGCUGCACCUGACUGCUGAGGAUUACUUCACACAUCUGAUGAAGGGAGCCGGCAAAAAUCCAGGCCACAAUACCUAUUACGCCUCAAAGUCCUGCAAUAAUCAUGGGAUCAUAGAAUUGUAAAUUUGGGAGGCACCCUGAGAGUCAUUUAGUGUAAGAAUCCUGCCCACAACCAUCCCUGGAACAUUAGUAUUGCAGUGAAGGGUUAGGUGGGUCUGCAUCCUGAGACAGAAAGCAUUUUUAUUUGUUUAUUUGCUGUGGGGGCAGGCAUGGUAGGCCAAGGCUAUCUCCUCACUUGGUUGCUGAGGUUAAAUACAGUCGUACCUCGGAAGUCGAACGCCUUGCGACUUGAACGUUUUGGCUCCCGAACCCUGCAAAGUGAGUGUUGCGGUUUGCGAACGUUCUUUGGAACCCAAACGUCCGACGUGGGUUCCGCGGCUUCCGAUUGGCCGCAGGAGCUUCCUGCGGCCAACCAGAAAACAGGCCUUGGUUCCCGAACAUUUUGGAAGCCGAACGGACUUCCGGAACGGAUUCCGUUCAACUUCCGAGGUGCCACUGUAUUAUGUUGCAGGUGGCGGAUUAUGUUGUUGGCGGAACACCUGCUUUGCAUGCAGAAGGUUCUUGUCUGAAAUCACGGAGGGCUGCUGUGUAGAGGGUCCUGAGCUACAUGGGACCAUUGGCUUGACCAGUAGAAUGGACUCCCUCAGAAGGCGGUGGGCUAUCCUUUGAUGGAGGUUUGUAAACGGAGGUUGGAUGGGCAUCUGCCAGGGAUUCUUUAGCCGUGAUUCCUUCCUUUCAGAUGACCCUUUAAAAGGUGCCUUCCAAUCUGAUUCUAUCACUUUGUACCUCAUGCACUUAUCAGGGGUCAGCAAACUUUUUCAGCAGGGGGCCGGUCCACUGUCCCUCAGACCUUGUGGGGGGCCGGACUAUAUUUUGGGGAAAAAAUAUGAACGAAUUCCUAUGCCCCACAAAUCACCCAGAGAUGCAUUUUAAAUGAAAGGACACAUUCUACUCAUGUAAAAACACACUGAUUCCCGGACCGUCCGCGGGCCGGAUUGAGAAGGCGAUUGGGCCGGAUCCGGCCCCCAGGCCUUUGUUUGCCAACCCAUGUUCAGCUUUUGUUUUUGAUGCUUUAAGAGUGAGGGUGGAGGUAAAGGUAAAGGAACCCCUGACCAUUAGGUCCAGUCGUGGCCGACUCUGGGGUUGUGAUGCUCAUCUCGCUUUAUUGGCCAAGGGAGCCGGCGUACAGCUUCUGGGUCAUGUGCCCAGCAUGACUAAGCUGCUUCUGGCAAACCAGAGCAGUGCACGGAAACGCCGUUUACCUUCCUGCCGCAGUGGUACCUAUUUAUCUACUUGCACUUUGACGUGCUUUGGAACUACUAGGUUGGCAGGAGCAGGGACCGCGCAACAGGAGCUCAUCCUGUCGCGGGGAUUCGAACCGCCGACCUUCCGAUCGGCAAGCCCUAGGCUCUGUGGUUUAACCCACAGCUCCAUCCUUGUCCCUUACGAGGGUGCAGGUAACAACCCCUAUAUAAAUGGGCAUUUUCUGCUGCUAGUAUCAUCGAAUGGCCUUCCCUCUGCCAUAUGUGAAGGAACAUAGGCAGCUGACUUAAGAUUAAGAGUCAGUCCUUGGUUAGUCUAGCUCAGUAUUGUCUACACUGACCGGCAGCUGCUCUGUAGGGUUGCAGACAUGAGGCAGAGGCAGCAGCCCUCAGCUGCUUUACACAUGUCGUGAAGUUUUUGCUCAGGCUUUCCCUGUUUUAGAGGCAUGGCUCCCUUGAAUAAUUUGCUUUUAUAUGUUUUAAAUGCUGCUUUACUGCUUUUAGACUCUGUUUUUAAAGUAUAAUAUUUGGAGUGUUUUGGACUAGAGAUUUUCGAAACCUUAAGAGGUUUAAGGUAAAGGUACCCCUGCCCGUACGGGCCAGUCGUGUCCGACUCUAGGGUUGUGCGCCCAUCUCACUUAAGAGGCCGGGGGCCAGCGCUGUCCAAAGACACUUCCGGGUCACGUGGCCAGCGUGACGAAGCUGCUCUGGCGAGCCAGCGCAGCACACGGAAACGCCGUUUACCUUCCCACUAUAAAGCGGUUCCUAUUUAUCUACUUGCACCCGGGGGUGCUUUUGAACUGCUAGGUUGGCAGGCGCUGGGACCGAGCAACGGGAGCUCACCCCGCCGCGGGGAUUCGAACCGCUGACCUGAUGAUCGGCAAGUCCUAGGCGCUGAGGUUUUACCCACAGCGCCACCCGCGUCCCUUAAGAGGUUUAUAAACUCUUUAAAACAAACCAACCAGUUUCAGAGAUCACUCUUGCGUCCUUUCCCAUUCAGCGUUUGCGAUUCGGGCUGGAGAAAUAGUCCCAAGUUCUGAGUUGCAUUCUUUAAGUUGGUUUCACGUCUUUGGUCUUUGAUGGGCCGCCAAGGUGGCAUCUUCAGGAUCUGCAGAGAGAGUUGUUUUCGUGACUCUCAAGUGAUCAGUUGCCCCCCACUCUGGCUUGCCACUGUGUUUGUGGUUGGCAGGUGCAAGUUGUGACUCAGCUGCCUGCCAUCCAUGUGUGGCAAGCACACACACACCCCGCUGCCGCCCCCAGUGCUUGAUAAACCUGGUUUCGCUCCCAGGCUGCAAAACAAGAAGGACCGUUGAGUCCUUGGCAGGUUCUGCUUGCUGGAGGUGGGCUGCAAUUUGGCUUCCUGGUCCACAUGCUGUGUUGUUUUAACCAGCGAAAUAUCUUCCCGUUGUAAGUGCUGGAGCGCUGACUGUAUUCCUUCACUUGCCCUCCUUGCUGCUUUGGUAACUCGGUUGUGCAGGUCCAUUUGCACUGGAGAGUGGAGGAUACAGCUGGCAGAUGCCCCUGGUGUUGCUCUUGUGAAAGAACAACACCGGCAGACGUCUGAAGCACCGACAAAGGGGGAUUUGCUGCACCAGCCCUACUCCGAGUAGAGCCAUUGGCAUGGAUGAACUUUGGCCUGUUAACUUCAGUGGGUCUAGCAACCCAUAACUUGGUGUUAGGGACCCUGCUUUGCAUGCGGUAUGGUCCAGAUUUCAGCCCCCACUCUCUUCAGUUAAAAGCAGCAGUGAGCUGGUGAUGCAGAUGAUGCUUAAAUGUCUGAUAUCGAAGUACAGUGGUACCUUGGGUUACAGACGCUUCAGGUUACGUACGCUUCAGGUUACAGACUCCGCUAACCCAGAAAUAGUACCUCAGGUUAAGAACUUUGCUUCAGGAUGAGAACAGAAAUCGGGCUCCGGUGGCUCAGUGGCAGCAGGAGGCCCCAUUAACUAAAGUAGUGCUUCAGGUUAAGAACAGUUUCAGGUUAAGAACGGACCUCCGGAACGAAUUAAGUACUUAACCCGAGGUACCACUGUAGAAUGUUAGAUUACUGCAACACAUUGUACGUAGGGCUGCAUCUGAAGACGGUUCGGAAACUUCUGCUGGUGUAGAAUUCAUCGGGGCUCACUGGGGCAAGAUGGUUUCAGCAUGUUAUACCUGCCCUGGCCUGAUUGCACCGGCUGCUGAUUAGUUCUGGACCCAAUUCAAAGUGCUGACCUAUAAAGCCUUAAGUGGAGCAGGACCACAAUACCUCAAGGGCCGCCUCUUACCAUAUGAACCCACCCGGAUCCUGAGAUCAUUUUGUGAGGCCCUUCUUUGUGUGCCUCCUCCACGAGAGGUGCAGAGGGUGGCAACAUGAGAACGGGGUCUUUUCUGCAGUGGCUCCCCGUCUGUGGAAUGCUGUCCCCAGGGCCUUCAUUAUGCACCUUUAGGUGCCAGGCGAAAACAUUCCCCUGCAGCCAGGCCUUUGGCUAAUUAGCAAUCCAGUGCCCUUUUAAAAUGUUCUGUGGAGGCGGGGAUUAUUGGUUCGUCGUUAUUCUUAUUUUUACUAUGCAUUUUGUGGUUUCGAGGCUGUAAUUUUAUAUUACGAGCAUUGCCCUGAGAUCCGCGGGUGAAGGGCUGCGUACAAAUUGAAUAAAUAAGAAUUUCCUCACUGGCUCAGGCCAAAGACCCAUCGAGCCCAACGUCCUGUCCUCACAGUGACCAAUCAGAUGCCACCCCCUAGGAUGCCAACAAACAGAACUUGAGGGUGGCAGCGGCAGCAGCAGCAAUUCUCCCUCUUGAGAUUUCCUGCGACUGGCAUUCAUAUGCAUACAUACGUACAUACAAGUCAUCACGGCUGGUAGAGGAAAGAGAGAGGUCAUAGAAUCAGAGUUGGAAGGGGUCAUCUAGUCAAACCCACUGCAAUGCAGGAAUCUGUCACCCAGUGUGAGGCUCGAACCCCACAGUCUUCAGAUUAAGAGUCCCGUGGUGCAUGCCAGAUAGAUCUUCAUCCUCCUUCACGAAUUUGUUGUUGGCUAUUGUGGGAAACGAGGAGCUGUGGCCCAGAGGGGCUGUUUUCCCUUGUGGUUUCCAGUGGCAUUCAUUGGAUCAUCGACUUGUAGAUCUGGAAGGGACCCUGAGGAUCAUAUUUCAUAUUGAAAUACAGUGGUACCUCGGGUUAAGUACUUAAUUCGUUCCGGAGGCCCGUUCUCAACCUGAAACUGUUCUUAACCUGAAGCACCACUUUAGCUCAUGGGGCCUCCUGCUGCUGCCGCACCGCUGCUGCGCAACUUCUGUUCUCAUCCUGAAGCAAAGUUCUUAACCCGAGGUAAUAUUUCUGGGUUAGCGGAGUCUGUAAUCUGAAGCGCCUGUAACCGGAAGCAUCUGUAACCUGAGGUACCACUGUACUGCUCCUCAGUGAGGCCAAACUUAGAUUCACGAAAUGCAAUGCAGGAAUAUGCAGCUGUCUCAUACGGGGAUUGAACCUGCGGCCUUGGUGUUAUCAGCGCCACGUUCUCACCAACCAGAGGCUUGGAGCGACUGGAAUGAGAAAGAGUCCAUUUGCUCCCAGGGCUGUUUUUCAAGCUGCGGUUGCCUGGGAAACCGUAGCACACCCAAGCUUUAACUUGGGUAGGCAAUGAAGAAGAAGAAGAGUUUGGAUUUGAUAUCCCGCCUUUCACUCCCUUUAAGGAGUCUCAAAGCGGCUAACAUUCUCCUUUCCCUUCCUCCCCCACAACAAACACUCUGUGAGGUGAGUGGGGCUGAGAGACUUCAGAGAAGUGUGACUGGCCCAAGGUCCCCCAGCAGCUGCAGGUGGAGGAGCGGGGAAUCGAACCCGGUUCCCCAGAUUACCAGACUACCGCUCUUAACCACUACACCACACUGGUUCACUGAAUGUGCACGCAUGAGGGUGUUGACGAUGGUUGGCCAACUGGCAAUUCCGCCCUCUGUUUUUCCUUGGUUGCUUGCCACUUACCAUGUGUAAGGCUCGUCCCCAGUUUGGUUUGGCAGCAGCAGGGUCUGGGCAGGGCCAGCCCCACCCAUGAGGCAAAGUGCAGCAAGCGCUUCAGGUGGCAGGAUCCAUGGGGGUAGCAGAUCCCGAAGCGUAUCUGUAUUCCCCCCUCAUUCCUGAUCUUCACUCACCCCUUCUCCCACACCCAUUUUCUGGUUUGCCUCAGGUGCCGAAAUCCCUUGGGCUGGGUCUGGAGUGAGGUUAUCACCCUAUGCCAGCUGUUCUACCACAGAGGCUGGAUUUUUGGCCGCAAGGGCGUGAGCGUCAAGGGGGCAGUAAGCCACUGGAAUGCCGAUGCACCACCCACUGACCUUUGGGACCUGCGGCUAACGCUUAAAAGCAGGAAAAAGUUCUGGAAUUCCACCGUGUGCCUUUCGAACUCGUUUCCAUGAGGGCAAGCGACUUGGUUUCGUUGAAAUAGAGGCAGGGGUAAACAUACAGUGCUGGAAUGACUCUCCACCACCAGACACGCACGUGUUUGCUUGUGGGUAGCAAGAUGUAACUGGUGUGGGGUGAGAGGAAGGGUGUUUUCUUACCCGCCUUGCGCGGAUCGGCUUCCAAUAGCCCUGCCUCCAUUGCCUUGUGAUGGUGGGGCAUCUCCGUGAAGUGGGGAGGUCCCAGGGGUUGUGGGUGCCUUCCCCAAACCUGAUUGGCCCCAGCGAGAAGGAGUUUGUUGGAGCGAAUGCAUGCUCACCUUGAUCCAACCCACUCUGUCCUUUGUAACAUUGUGCAUGGCACAGAGCAGAGAGGCAGAGGGAGACUGGGUGUAAGGUAGCUUCUGAUGUUCCUGCUUAAAUCAGCCUUUCAUUCGGAACCAUAAGGACUAGAAUCUUCGUUCAUUUCAGAGAGAAGGAUUGGAGCACUGUGUAGAGCACUGUGUUGCAUUGCGUACAUAGUCAGAAAGCCACUGCCAAUCAGUGUUGACAAUGCUGGUCUACGUGAACAAAUGGUUUGACUCCUAAGCAGUGCUUUUUUCUAAAAAAAUUUUUUAGGGGUACUCUUAAUUUCCUGCUCAUAUUGCAAUACUGCCCCUCAAUGAGGCCAAACUUAGAUUCACAAAAUGUUUAGGGGUAUGCGUACCCCUGCGUCCCCCCAGAAAAAAGCACUGCUCUUAAGUACUGACGGACAAUCGUUCCUAUACAGUGGUACCUCGGGUUACAUACGCUUCAGGUUACAUACGCUUCAGGUUACAUACGCUUCAGGUUACAGACUCCGCUAACCCAGAAAUAGUGCUUCAGGUUAAGAACUUUGCUUCAGGAUGAGAACAGAAAUCAUGUUCCGGCGGCGUGGCAGCAGCAGGAGGCCCCAUUAGCUAAAGUGGUGCUUCAGGUUAAGAACAGUUUCAGGUUAAGUACGGACCUCUAGAAUGAAUUAAGUACUUAACCCGAGGUACCACUGUAUUUUGAAUGUGGGCACCUCUGUAUUUGCAGAAAACACAGAAGAAUAAAGAGAACAUACGACCUUUUUGUUAUAACCAUGAUACUUGACCCUAAACGCUUUCCCCAUAUGGUCUGUUCUGUGGCAUAAAAUUGGGGGGUGUGUGUGUGUGUAAAUAAAUGUAUAAUGGUCUUUGCAAAUGUAUAAUAAUGCUAUAACCACAAUACAUUUGUAAUGGUAUUCAGAAUAAAUACAGCCAUGGGCAAAGCAGCACGGCAAGAGGAAGGCUGGUUAAUAAUUCCUUCCUCGAGUUGGGGUUACCUAAGCCAGAUCUUGGGGUAUGUUUGCUGCCAGCCCCAUAAACGGUGCUUUGAUUUAUUCGCUAUCUUUGACUUCAAAUGUCUGUCUGUCUGUCUGCCUGCCCUCCCUCUCCGCCCGCAGAACAUGGUGAUGAGUUUCCGAGUCUCGGACCUCCAGAUGUUGCUCGGGUUCGUCGGCCGAAGCAAGAGCGGCUUGAAACACGAACUGGUGACCCGGGCCUUGCAGCUGGUCCAGUUUGACUGCAGCCCGGAACUCUUCAAGAAGAUCAAGGAGAUUUACGAGACGCGCUACGCCAAGCUCUCCGAUGCAGGGCAGAUUCCGCAGCAACAACAGCAGCAGCAGCAGGCGCCCCAGCACAGACCUCCCCAGGAAACCCUCUCCAUCCAUUCCUCCUACGACCGCAGCAGCAAUGCGGUGGCCAGGACUGCUCUCUCCACCGCCAACAUUGACUAUCCCUCCCUCUACGGGAAGUACUUAAACGGACUGGGGCGGUUACCCGUCAAACCGGCAAAGCCUGAGGUUCAGCUGGUCAAGCUCCCCUUCUACAGCAUUUUGGACGAACUCCUGAAGCCCACCGAGCUCGGUGAGUUGGGUGGGCGGGAUUGGGAUGGCCCUGGAUGGCUGGGAUGUUGCCUCGUCCCACAUCUGCAGGUGGCCGGUUUGUUCAUGGCAGCUGGCUUCUUCUUCUGCUUGCGUGCACAGGCCCUAACCCAGGGGUCAGCAAACUUUUUCAGCAGGGGGCCGGUCCACUGUCCCUCAGACCUUGUGGGGGGCCGGACUGUAUUUUGAAAAAAAAUAAAUGAACGAAUUCCUAUGCCCCACAAAUAACCCAGAGAUGCAUUUUGAAUAAAUGCACACAUUCUACUCGUGUAAAAACACUCUGAUUCCUGGACCGUCCGUGAGCCGGAUUUAGAAGGCGGUUGGGCCAGAUCCGGCCCCCAGGCCUUUGUUUCCCUACCCAUGCCCUAACCCUUACUGUCUGAAAACUUACAGCAUUAGCAACUCAGAUAUAUAACCUAGGCUCCAACUGGCUCCUUCAACCAAGGUUACGGUUGCCAAAACGGAAUGUCUAGUUGCCGUUUUGGGGCAAGAUGGCUCUGAAGUUUUAUUUUUCAAGUGAUGGACUGGACUGUGAUUGAUUAUCAGUUAAAAUACCUGGCUCGUUCAGAUUGCAGCCUUGUUGAAGAGCUUUGAGAACUGAAAGAAGAAAAGUCACUCGAUCCAGGGACAUUCCGCUUAUAUAUUGGCCUAUUCCGACCUCUUUUUCUUAAUGGUGACAUGGACCAUUUGUAACGUAGGAAUGUUCUUCACAACUGUGAGCAGGGCAGUGGGGUGGGGUAAGCGAAAACCAGCGAAAACAAUUAAUUAUAACGUCGUUCCGUGCUCUUGCUCGGGCUGCACAGGCAAAGCAUUUUGGUUCCUGAAAUUCGUUUCAGUUGUACAGAUAAAAUAGAACGGAUAGAAUUCUACAGGGUGUGGUGUUAGUGUGUGAAAGCAGUCCAAAUCCAAUGAUCCCCAGAUAGUGGAGAUGUCAGACGCCAUCCUGGCACCCAGGUAUCUUCACUCUGUUGCAAGCAGUCGAAAGCCAGGUUCAAAAUGGCUAAUUUCGAACGCUGCUUGGGGAGCUGUAACCAGUCAGUAUAGUAAAAAUAUUACCUAGAUGGACCCAGUGGUUUGGCUCAGUGUUAGGCAGCGUCCUGUGUCCCUAAACACCAGUGGUUAAUCACCUUUGUUCUUGAGCACUAAUCGCAAUACCCUUGGAAGACAGAAAGACGUGAUAGACUUUCGUAGAACCAUAGAAUUGUAUGGUUGGAAGGAACCCCAAGAGCAUAUCAAUUACCCAUUCUGCAUAUCAAAGGUAAACUGGUCAUGUAGAAAAUCUACAUGUGGGGCAGAAGCCUAGCACUGAAACCUUAACCCUGAUCGGCUAUUUUUCUACAUGCGAGGAAGCUACUUGCCUGCCCGCCCCCUGUGGAGGUUAUUCAAAACUCAAGCUGCGGAGUUAGGAAGGGACUGCGUUUUAUUACUGAACCGCCACUUUUCAGGUACGCAACCUUCCCAACGCAGUUUACAAUAUUUCAGAAAUGAUACAGGGUCCCUUGUCCCCCCACUUCCAGUGCUCAGAGGUGAGUGCCUCUGUGUAUAUGUACAAAAUGGCAAUGCACACACGAGGGAGGGAUCAGCAGGUUUGUGCAAAAACCGUUUGCAAAAGUGCAAAAAGUCCGAAGGAGGAGCCCAAGAGCCAUUUAAUGUAGCUUGUCCUUCAUUGGCGGUUUAAAUAUGAGAUUGGGGAUUAUGAGGAUUAUAUAUGAGAUUGAUUUGGCUCAUGUGCUAGGCACAUUGUCCCUAAAACCAUAUUGGGUGGUGCAACAUAGUGGUUGCAGGGCCCGGCUUUUAAUCUGCUGCCCCUGGUUCUUGCUCUUGACAUGAUUUGAAUCGUAGAAUCAUAGCAUCAUAGAGUUGGAAGGGACCACAAGGAUCAUCUAGCCCAACCCUCUGCAACGUAGGAAUCUUUCGCCCUAAAUGGCCUCGGUCCAGUAUAUCUGAAGGAGCGUCUCCACCCCCAUCGUUCUACCCAGACACUGAGGUCCAGCGCUGAGGGCCUUCUGGUGGUUCCCUCACUGCGAGAAGCCAAGUUACAGGGAACCAGGCAGAGGGCCUUCUCGGUGGUGGCACCCGCCCUGUGGAACACCCUCCCACCAGAUGUCAAAGAGAACAACAGCUACCAGACUUUUAGAAGACAUCUGAAGGCAGCCCUGUUUAGGGAAGCUUUUAAUGUUUGAUGCAUUACUGUAUUUUAAUAUUUUGUUGAAAGCCGCCCAGAGUGGCUGGGAAAGCCCAGGCAGAUGAGCGGGGUAUAAAUAAUAAAUUACUAUUAUUAUUAUUAUUAUUAUUAUUAUUAUUAUUAUCCAUACAGAAAACACUGGCCUGCGUAAGCGUCUAAAUGUUCCUUAUAAGCUAAACCCUGAGCUAAAACAGCUGUUCUCCCAGCACCUGUCCUCCAGUUAAAAUAUAUGGCUUUUAACUCCACAUAAAAGUAAAGCAGAAAUGCUCCUUGCCUGUCUGCUGCAAUUACCAUUAACUGCUGACUCAACUGACUUUGAACCUAUUAAACAUUAAAACAAAUGAAAACCAGGGAGGAGCAUGGAGGAGCAUGGAGCGCAAGGGCCAGAAGCCUUACUUGUUGCCAUCUUCAGCCCAUAUAGCUUUAAUUCUAUCAUUGUAUAAAUUUUUUUAAACAGUUAUUUUUCUAUGCUUUUAGCGGUUUUUAUUCUUGUCUGUAAGCGGCCUUGAGUCCUGUUAGGGAGAAAGGCAGGGUAGGUAGGUAGGUAGGUAGGAAGAAAGAAAGAAAGAAAGAAAGAAAGAAAGAAAGAAAGAAAGAAUUCAUUUCAAGGAGAAGAAUACCAAGGUGGUUCACAAGCAGGUUAAAAGCCAAUGGGAAAAUAACAACACCAGUUAUUAAAUAAAAAUUCCCAUAAGGUCAGUUGCAACUACAAUCAAAGCAGGAGAGUCGAGUCGGGAGGUCAGGAAAAUGCUUGUCUAAAGAGGGAGCGGUCAAGAGCCAAGGGUCAGAUGUUCAUCAGGGAGGACAUUCCACAACACUGGCGCCACCACUUUCAAAGCCUGACAACGUGUUACCACAGUAGUUCUUGCCUAGUGCCCUGCUGUUGCUGUUGGAUUUACAUUGCCUUGACCACUGUCUUGAUGUGAGUUGCAGUCCAGAACCACUUGGAGGGCACCAGGUUGGAGGAGACUGAAAUGCGCCAGUGGUCGGAUUCUGCAUAAGGCAGUGGAUUUGUCUGCAGAUAACUUUCUGAACCGCCCCUUAAGGCUAAGAGGUUGGAUGUCUCAGAAGGCUUCUUAGCUGUUUAUUGUUUCUUCCCACCCCUUCUCUUAAGAAUUGCUGUUGUAGCAUCACGCUGAAUUGGGUGCCGUCUGGAAGCUACUUGUGGUCUUGUGAUAUUUACUUGAUCUCAAUUAAAGGUAUCAUGUCCCUCUCCCUGUUCUUGGUUGUCUCCUCUCCCACGCUGAAUUAAUAUGACUGUCUGCAUUUUUCUGCCUGCAGAUUUGUUUUGCAUGCAGUGGUACCUUGGUUCUCGAACUGAAUCCGUUCCGGGAGUCCGUUCGACUCCCAAAACGGUUUGAAAACAAAGGCGCGGCUUCUGAUGGGCUGCAGGAGCUUCCUGCUCUCAAUUGGAAGCUGCGCCAGAUGUUCGGCUUCCAAAAAACAUUUGGAAACUUGAACAGUCACUUCUGGGUUUGCGGGAGCCGAUUUGUUCAGUGGCCAAGCCGUUCAAGUACCAACGUACCCCUGUAUUUAUAUCCCACUUUUUGGGCAGAAGAAACCCACCCCGCCCCCCAACGUGGCUCUCAGCAGUUGCCAUUCAAUCAUAUUAACGGAGCAGUAUCUCUUGUCGAAGGCAGAGGGCCCGGUGGGUGUUGGAACUGGGGUUUCAAGGGAUGAUUGCAGGGGUGGGGGCAUCUCCCAAUUCGUUUCCCCCUGUGGUGAAAAAUUCAUGUGCGUAAAGGUUUGCAGCAAAGUGGCUGAGGCAACGCCAGUGUUUUGAUUGCAGGAGGAGCCGAGAGCCCUGCAUGUCCUCUGAGAAAUUAUUUGUUGCUCUGACUCCAAAAACGUGCUGGGCUCUCUGAGACGGCUUGUGCGAGGGAUUCCACGUGAACACAUGAGAGCCCUGUUGCGUUCAGCUGAGCGGAGUGCAUAAAUCAUACGCACACCCUCCCGGUGCAGCUGCAGAUAGGAUUUUAGGCUGCUGUUGAUAGAACCACAAAACCCCAAGUUACGGAGAUUACUGGCUUGUCUUCAGCUAAGUUCCAUUCCCCUAGCAAAUAUCUGAAGGGCUGUCACAUGGAAGAGGGAGCAAGCUUGUUUUUUCCUGCUCUGGAGGGUAGGACUCGAACCAAUGGCUUCAAGUUACAAGACAGGAGAUACUGUUUGACAGCAGAGCGAACUCCAUCGGAAGGUGGUCGACUCUCCUUCCUUGGAGGUUUUCAAACAGAGGUUGGAUGGCCAUCUGUCACGGAUGCUUUAGUUGUGGCAUGCACCCUUCGUUAAAUGGAACACUUGCAGGAAGGCUGUUCACCUUCAUAGAAAGCGUUGUUGCUUACAAUCCCUGCAGCUUGCAGUGGAAAAGUCCUUACAACAUUUAGAUAAAUCUUGCUGUAUGAAUCCCCCCCCCCCCCAGUUUUUGAAGUCCUUCUGAAAGACAGGAGGCAACCCAAAAGCUUGCAAAGAAGCUCAUGGUUUCCCUUUCUCCCCCCCUGCGCCCUGUGCCACUGCGCCCCCGCCCCAUGAGGCUGCAGUUCAGGGAUUUGGCAAGCCUUGAGCCGAUUUUGGUUCUGUUGCAUAAGACUGCUUCGGAGAGAGGGCCAGUUUUCUGCUCCGUUUGUCUCCCUCCUCGAGGCCGCCUGCUUGCUUGACCUCCUUCUCUGUUCCCUGUGUGCAGUCCCGCAGAACAACGAGAAGCUACAGGAGAGCCCGUGUGUCUUUGCCUUGACGCCGAGGCAAGUGGAGCUCAUCAGAAAUUCCAGGUAUUCUGCUGGGGUUCCUAGCCUUUCCCUAUCCGGUUUCCCCUUGACCGGAGACUUCCUGUUUCCCUGCUGGGGUUUUUACCUGGGUUAAGCCUUUCUCCAGGUCUCGCAAGCUGGAAUCUGGAGCCGGUGGGCAGACAACACCCCGCAGUUGACCCUCGGGCAUUGUCCUGAGAGUGGGACCCCUUUGCUAUGGCUGCAUCUUGUGACAUUUGUUCCGAAGUGCGUUUGCGUUAAUUGUCCCACGUUCAAGUGACAAACCCUCCAGCAGAGCUUUUGGCCUCUGGUCUGCAAAUUAGCAGUGAACAACGUCAGAGAACAGAAUCUAAGCUGAAAAACCAAAAUUCUUGUGGGUGUCCCCCCCCCCCCGUGUCCCCGCUGAAAAAUCCUGGGGUCGGUCUUGGGUUUAUUACUCUUGCGAUAAACGUUUCCCUUCUCUGUGAACACAGAUGCUUAACCUGGAGGGGAUGUUUGUCUUGUUUUCAUUUGGCAGGGAGCUGCAACCAGGUGUGAGAUCGGUCCAGGUAGUCCUCAGGUAAGUCUGAACGCUGCGGCUGCUAAUUAAAGCCCCUGAGAUGGGGGCAGUGGGUGGGUGGGGGGAGGAAUAUUACAAAAGCCAGGCAGUGGCGUCAUCGGAAGAGAUCCUUGGCUGACAAACUUGCAAGCGGCUUCCCUGCAUAGCGGUUCCCUGGACCCCAGUCUCCCUCUCCUAAUUCAAAGCUCCUUCUGAUUCACAAGGUCGCAGCUUGCCUGUGGAUCUGCUUGUUUUCCAUGGCCACGCCUGAUCGCGAGGAAGAGCCUUGAGCUUUUGAAGGUGACGGCUAGGUUAAGGCUUUCUGGGAGAUGAUUUAUAAUGAAAUGAAAAGGGUAUUUAAAUAUACCUUUCUGAAGAAACCGGAGGCCUUUCUCCUGGGCAUGGUCGGCCAAAUGGUGCCAAAGAAGGAUAGAACUUUCUUUAUGUAUGCCACAACAGCAGCAAGAAUACUUAUUGCAAAGUAUUGGAAGACACAAGAUCUACCCACUCUGGAAGAAUGGCAGAUGAAGGUGAUGGACUACAUGGAAUUGGCGGAAAUGACUGGCAGAAUCCGAGACCAGGGAGAAGAGUCGGUGGAAGAAGAUUGGAAGAAAUUUAAAGACUAUUUACAGAAAUAUUGCAAAAUUAAUGAAUGUUAGAAUGAUGUUAGAAUGAAGUUAAGUGGUUUAAGCAGCAAUGUUAUAAAGGUGUAUGUAAAAAUGGACUGUUAACAGGUGAGAAUCCAAAGUUAUAAUAUAUUAAGUUAAAGGAUUAAGAUAAAAUAAGGAGGGAAAGAAAUUGCUGAAUUAACUAACUGAAUUGGAAUACAAAAAAGGGAGGUAUGAGGAGGUCAGGGAAGCAAGGAAAUGAAUGUAAGGCAUGGAAAGAUUGAUGUAUUUUUUUAGUGUUUUUUAUUCUUUUUUCUGUAUUUUGUAUUUUUCUUGUAUUUUUAUUUUUGUCUUUUUUUUGUUUUGUUUUUUCCCUUCUUCUUUAUUUAUGUAAUUCUUUUCUUUGAAACCUUAAUAAAUAUCAUUUUUUUAAAAAAAUGAAGGUGACGGCUAGGUUUCCAAGAGACCGGGGCUGCUUCCGUACAGUGCAUUUAAGUCACAUGGCUUCCCCCCAGAGAAUCUUACAAGCCGCAGUUUGUCAAGGUUUCUGGGAGGUGUAGCUGUGUGGUGGGCAAACUACAGUUCACAGGGUUAUUUUUUGCAGUGUACACAGCCUGGGGCACAGGCCUCUGAUACAUUUGCAGAGGCUAAUUCAGUGUUUCCAAAAAAAUGUUUAGGCGUACAGUGGUACCUCAGGUUACAGGUGCUUCAGGUUACAGACACUUCAGGUUACAGACUCCGCUAACCCAGAAAUAGAACCUCGGGUUAAGAACUUUGCUUCAAGAUGAGAAUAGAAAUCGCGUGGCAGCAGCGGGAGGCCCCAUUAGCUAAAGUGGUACCUCAGGUUAAGAACAGUUUCAGGUUAAGAACGGACCUUCGGAACGAAUUAAGUUCUUAACAUGAGGUACCACUGUACUCUCAUUUUCCUACACAUAUUGAAGUAAAGGUAAAGGUAAAGGUACCCCUGACCGUUAGGUCCAGUCGUGGAUGACUCUGGGGUCAUGUGGCCAGCAUGACUAAGCCGCUUCAGGCGAACCAGAGCAGCGCACGGAAACACCGUUUACCUUCCCGCCGGAGCGGUACCUAUUGAUCUACUUGCACUUUGACGUGCUUUCGAACUGCUAGGUUGGCAGGAGCAGGGACGCUGGCUCCCUCGGCCUGAAAGCGAGAUGAGCGCCACAACCUCAUAGUUGCCUUUGACUGGACUUAACCGUCCAGGAGUUUACAAACCGCUAUUCUGAAUAACGCUUUUUAGAGGGAACUGGGGAUGGGUUUGUGGAACUGAGCAAAGAAGCAUGGGAACGACUGGUCUAGAGCCUUUGCUUUCUUUCCCCCGCAGAAUCUGCUACACAGAUACCAGGUGCCCUCAGGAAGACCAGUAUCCCCCAAACAUCGCUGUGAAAGUGAACCAUAGUUACUGUUCUGUCCCGGUAAGUCAACCCAAAUCCUCUGAAACUCGUACAGAAGAGGACAGGGGUGUCCACUGCCCAUUUUUUGUGAGAUGGGCUGCCUUCCGUUGGUGUUACCAUCCGUCAGCAGCAUGGAGGGUGGGCUGUCUCAUCAUUUGCAGACGUGAAAGCUGCCACCGCUUUCUCCAGGCCAAGACUUUGUCCUCAACCAUAGCCAGCCUCCCUGGAUGGGGCAGAGUUUUGCACAAUUCAAAGUGUUGGCGCUGACCUUCAAAGCCCUAAACCAGGCUUCCUCAGCCUUGGCCCUCCAGAUGUUUUUGGCCUACAACUCCCAUGAUCCCUAGCUAGCAGGACCAGUGGUCAGGGAUGAUGGGAAUUGUCUCAAGACAUCUGGAGGGCUGAGGUUGAGGAAGCCUGCAGCCUAAAUGGCCUCAGCCCAAUAUCCCUGAAGGAGCAUCUCCACCCCCAUCUUCCAGCCCGGACACCGAGGUCCAGCUCCGAGGCCUUCUGGCGGUUCCCUCCCUGUGAGAAGUGAGGUUACAGGGAACCAGGCAGAGGGCCUUCUUGGUAGUGGCGCCCGCCCUGUGGAACGCCCUCCCAUCAGAUGUCGAGGAAAUAAACAACUAUCUGACUUUUAGAAGACAUCUGAAGGCAGCCCUGUUUAGGGAAGUUUUUAAUGUUUGAUCGUGUUUUUAAUAUUCUGUUGGGAGCCGCCCAGAGUGGCUGGGGAGGCCCGGCCAGAUGGGCAGGGUAUAAGUAAUAAAUUAUUACUAUUACAUUAUUAUAUCCAGCUGCAUCCAGUUUGGGGUGGCUUUUCCUCAAUGUCCUUGCUGGGAAUAUUGUGCCCUGCAGGGUCUUUGAAACGGACGGUUUGUGAGCAGAUUGCAGAGAAACAAAUAAGCCCUUGAAGGUUCUUGAGCAGAACUUUAGCAAAAGACAGGCAUCUUGGAGAUGCAUUCUUCUUCUUCUUUGUUUACAUCAUUGGCUGCUUCCCGCUUUUCGGGUGUGUGCGUGAUUUGUGUCUUUUGCUGGCAACGAAACAAACACCUCUCCCUCUCUCCCUCUCUCUCUUUCUUUCUAGGGCUAUUAUCCCUCCAACAAACCAGGUGUGGAGCCCAAGCGGCCUUGUCGUCCCAUCAACCUCACUCACCUCAUGUACCUGUCUUCCGCAACCAACCGCAUCACCGUCAUCUGGGGCAAUUACGGAAAGGUGCGGGGCAAGUUGGGCGGGCAGUCGCAAAAUUGCCGCUGCCCCUCUUCUCCUCCUCCCUUAUAUGUUUGUCCUGCUUUGCGUAUGCAGACGUGUUUUCAUCUGUGCCCGGGUGUGGUUAUGCACGCCCACUCCCUCUUUCGGUAGGUGUGCCAGUGUCAAAACUGAGUUGAGCUGCUGACUCUCCCUGUUCCUUUAAGAAGCCGGCUGUGCAAAGUGCUGAUUGGCCACCCUUUGUGUGACUGUCACAACCUUGGCUCAGAACAGAGUGGAUUUGAUUUAAAUCAUGGGUAGGCAAACUAAGGCCCGGGGGCCGGAUCCGGCCCAAUCACCUUCUCAAUCUGGCCCGCGGGUGGUGCGGGAAUCAGUGUGUUUUUACAUGAGUAGAAUGUGUCCUUUUAUUUAAAAUGCAUCUCUGGGUUAUUUGUGGGGCCUGCCUGGGGUUUCUACAUGAGCAGAAUGUUUGCUUUUAUUUAAAAUGCAUCUCUGGGUUAUUUGUGGCGCAUAGGAAUUAGUUCUUUUUCCCCCCUUCAAAAUAUACUCUGGCCCCCCAUAAGGUCUGAGGGACAGUGGACCGGCCCCCUGCUGAAAAAGUUUGCUGAACCCUGAUUUAAAUCAAAUUGAUUUAAAUCGCGAUUUAAAUCUCUAGUCAGUAAGGCUUGAUUUAAAUCUUUUUUUUUUCCCCAGAAAGACUCAUUCUUGUUAGUAUAAGCUUAACAUUUACAACCAGAUGAAGGUUUCAUUUUUGGAAUGAUAAAUUUCCAGAGACGUUUUUUACAGUUAUAUCAAAAAUUACUGAUUUGGUUAUACUAUUAGAAAUACAUAGACCGAUAAUUAUGAAAUUAUUGUGAGGUUUAAUUAGGACAGUCCACAUAUACAUUGGUACUCUGGGUUACAGACACUUCAGGUUACAGAUGCUUCAGGUUACAGACUUCACUAGCCCAGAAAUAGUACCUCGGGUUAAGAACUUUGCUUCAGGAUGAGAACAGAAAUUGCGUGGUGGUGGCGUGGCAGCAGCGGGAGGCCCCCUUAGCUAAAGUGGUGCUUCAGGUUAAGAACAGUUUCAGGUUAAGAACGGACCUCCAGAACGAAUUAAGUUCUUAACCCGAGGUACCACUGUAUAUUGGCUUCCUCCGGCCUCUUUUUUUCAAUGGUGACCCAGACCACUGAUAAUGUAAGAAUAUUCUUCACAGCUGUGAGCAGGGCAGUGGGCUGGGCUAAGCGAAGACAAGCGACGGCAAUUCACUGUGAGGUUUUUCCCUGUUCCUGCUUAGGCCGCACAGAAAAAGCAUUUUAGUUCCUGAAAUUCAUUCCAAUUGUGCAGAUGAAGUACAGCGGUACCUUGGUUUAAGAACAACUUAGUUUAGGAACAACUUGGAUUAAGAACGCUGCAAACCCAGAAGGAGGUGCUUUUGUUAAAGUUUGUGGGUCAUAAAUCCUUUGACCCACUGAAUCUGCUGCAACGGCCCUGUAAUAAACAUGAUUUAUUGCCACUCCGACAAAGUUCCAAUUGUGCCCACAUGCUUCCACUCGCGCGCUGCCACUCUUCUCAGUUGCAGGAUGAUAGCAGGGUUCACACGCAGCGUAAAAUGGCUUGUCUCUGUCAUAGCUGUCAAGCGUCCCUUAUUUGGCGGGACAGUCCCUUAUCCCAGCGCCAUGUCCCACUGCUGUCCCUUAUUGAUGAUGUCCCUUAAAUAAGCUACUGAAGGUAAUGGGGCCCUUUCUAGGUCCAGCUGUGCUUUGUCAACAACAAAUUGUUGCUUUUUUGUGUGUUGAAUAUAUGCUAUAUGGUCAUUUAUGGACCUAAUAGGUAUCUAAAGCCAUUUGCACGCGACAAAAUAUGUAUUUUAUCAAAGUAAUUGUUGUUCCCUUAUUUUGGCUGCUGAUCCCUUAUUUUCGAAGCUGCUGGUCCCUUAUUUUCAAAUCUGUAAGUUGACAGCUAUGGUCUCUGUCGACGUGAUGCCUCCAGUAAUUCAGCUUGACACCAGUGCUUCUAUUCUGACGCUCUUUAGAAGCAUUCAAAAACAGAAAAGAAAAACCUACAGAAUCUAGCUGCAUGCUUGCAGCUUUCUGUCUAACAAAAAUGCAACUGUCUUGCUCACGUUCUCAGACAGACUGCUCUCCAAAGAGAGCUCAGCCCCAACAGAGCACAGAUCGAAGGAAAAUGCCCGGGUCAUGUGAGCAAUGUACCCAGUGAAUAAGAACGCUUCCUGGAGUGUUAACUCUUAACUGUCCAGAACCACAACAGUUUUGGUUUGUGAACUUUGCCUUGGAAGCAGAACAUGUUGAGUGUGUUCCAUUUGCAAAUUGUAAAUCUGCUAUGGGAAAGCACGCCUUGGUUUAAGAACGCUUUGGUUUAAGAACAGACUUCCGGAAUGGAUUAAGUUCGUAAACCAAGGUACCAUUGUAUAGCUGAUAGAAUUCUACAGGAUGUGAUAAUACUGUCAAAACAUUGAAGAUCCAGGGAUCUCCAGGCAUUGUCCUCCAAAUGGUGGAGAGGUCAGGCACCCAGGCAUCUUCUCUUGAUCGCACGCCCUGAGAGGGUCAGUAAUGGGCGGAGCAGGAGAUACGAAUUUUGCCUUUGCGCAGUCAGCUAGUUCCGUCGCUCUCACGUUUCUCCACCCAGGAAAGCAGGAAGCAUGGUCAGGAAACACAUUCUAGCCUGGCACGAAUACGCAAGGAGCGGGUGGGCAAAGCAAGGCCAAUGAGAGGUGUGGCUCAGGAGGGUAUAUGGCCUAGAGGGCUUGCAUUUGCCGCUAGGUCUGGAGGUUCCCCUCCCCUGGUUCAAAUAAUACCCUGUUUCCCCGAAAAUAAGACAGUGUCUUAUAUUAAUUUUUGCUCCCAAAGGUGCGCUAGGUCUUAUUUUCAGGGGGUGUCUUAUUUUUCCAUGAAGAAGAAUAUGGUGCACAUUUAUUGUCUAAUUGUGAGUCAGCCAGAGCAAGCAGCAGGCAGCAGCUUAUCCUGGCAGUGGCGCAGGCUCUCUGAUUUAAAGAGACCUCGCACUGCCUGAACAGCUCCUGCUGCACUGCGGCCAAUCAGUGAGCUGCGUGGCGGCACCUGCCGCUACGGUCCAGAGGAGUCAGACGCCUUAUGGUAGCUUCGGGGGCCAGCGGCGUAGCGUGGGUUGUCAGCACCUGGGGCAAGGCAAGUAAUUUGCGCCCCCUAACCCCUAACCUGCCGCCGCUGCCAGCUUCUUCUUGCUGCUGCCUGGUCUGGUGUGGUGUGGUUCUCUCCCGCGCUCAGCGCUGCGCUGGGCGGCCGCUGCACUGUCCCUCCCCCAGAUAGUCCCUCGCUCUCUCUCCGCACCGCACGCCUGGCACCCACCGCCUCCACAGUGGGCGGCGACCCAGCGGCUCGGAUCGGAUUCGCACAGCCAGCACUGCAGUGAGAGAGAGUGAGUGAGCCAGGUAGGGGCAGAGAGCUGCGAGUGCGAGCGCGCCCCACCCAGAUGUUGCUCCCGGCCCCCCCUGCACCCCCCACGCUACGCCACUGUCGGGGGCCUUAUAUUCCGGGGAGGCCUUAUGUUCGGGGGAGGCCUUAUUAUCGGGGAGGUCUUAUUUUCAGGGGAUGCCUUAUAUUACAGCGAGAGCCAAAACUGGAAGUACCGUAAUUUUUCGCUCCGUAAGGCGCACCUGACCAUAAGGCACACCUACUUUUUUUAGGGGGGGGGAGUUCAAGAAAAAAAAUAUUAUUCAAAGGGAGCGCUGAGCAGAGCCCGUAUGCAUCCCUUUCAUGAGCCGCAUGGAGCGUGUGUGCGGCGCUUGCAGGCUUUUCCCCGAGGAGGGAGAAGGGCAGCCCGUCACUGACUGCUCCCAGCCUUCCCGCUGCUCCCAGAGCUUGUGGGGCUGGUGGGGGAAGCCCAGGUCCCCCCCCCCCAGCCCAGGGGACCACACAUUCGCUCCAUAAGACGCACAGACAUUUCCCCUUAGAUUUUAAGAGGAAAAAAGUGUGUCUUAUGGAGCGAAAAACACGGUAGGUCUUAUUUUCGGGGGAUGUCUUACUUUCGGGGAAAGACGGUAACACAGGAACCGAAACGCAGGAAGGAUCCUUUGCAAGGUGAUAGGAGGGCUGCUUUGAAAGACCAAGGAAGCUUUCCCUGCCCUGCGAUUUCUCACAAACCCUCUGUUCUCAUCCCACUCUUCAGAGUUAUUCCGUGGGCCUCUUCCUCGUGAGACAGAUGACGUCGGCAGAGCUGCUCCAGAGGUUGAGAGUAAUCGGCAUUAAGCACCCAGAGCUGUGCAAGGCACUUGGUGAGUUGGCACGCUUCUCUGUAGAAUCGUAGAGUCUCAAGGGACCCCCGAAGGCCAUGCAAUGCGGGAAUCUUUUUCUCAACAUGGGACUCGAACCCACGGCCCUGAAAUUAAGAGUAUCGUGCUCCUGUGGAGGGGGGGGGCGGUACAUGAAGAAGGGAGUUCUGCAGAUCGGGAGUUGCAAUCCGGCAGUCUCCAGAAGGCUGCCGGUUCGCCGCCCCUGAGCCAGGUAUGUAAACGAGGUUCAAAAUGGCUCCUUAAACCAGUGUUGCAGUUGCCAAAACAGAUUGCCCUAGUUGCCAUUUGGGAAGGCCAGGCGACUAGGAAGUUGUAUUCUUCAGUGCAACUCUCUGGUUCCUGAAAUCUGUCCUGAUUGUGUGGAUAAAAUAGCACAGAUAGAACUCUACAGGGUGUGUUGUUAAGUACAGUGGUACCUCGGGUUACAUACGCUUCAGGUUACAGAUUCCGCUAACCCAGAAAUAGUACCUUGGGUUAAGAACUUUGCUUCAGGAUGAGAACAGAAAUCAUGCUCUGGCGGCGCAGCGGCAGCAGCGGGAGGCCCCAUUAGCUAAAGUGGUGCUUCAGGUUAAGAACAGUUUCAGGUUAAGUAUGGACCUCCAGAACGAAUUAAGUACUUAACCUGAGGUACCACUGUAACCGUGCAUUCUCAAUCCUGUGUGCUCACGGUUCUAUCACUCCCAGUCGGUGCAUAUCCUGUAUCCUCCUGCCAAGAUCCUGCAAACAUUUGAUGCCGCAGAUGUUCUGGCCGAUGUGUGUUGUGCUGGGAGCGGCCGCCGAGACCAUAUAACACUGGUCCUGAAAGACCUACGUUGGCUCCCAGGACAUUUCCAAGCACUAUUCAAAGUGCUGGUGAUGACCUUUAAAGCCCUAAACGGCCUCAAAGGCCCAGUAUACCUGAAGGAGCAUCUCCACUCCCAUCGUCCAGACUGGACACUGAGGUCCAGCUCCGAGGGCCUUCUGGCGGUUCCCUCCCUGCGAGAAGUGAGGUUACAGGGAACCAGGCGGAGGGCCUUCUCGGUAGUGGCACCCGCCCUGUGGAACACCCUCCCACCAGAUGUCAAGUAGAUACACAACUAUCAGACUUUUAGAAGACAUCUGAAGGCAGCCUUGUUUAGGGAAGUUUUUAUUGUUUGAUGUUACACUGGUACCUCGGGUUACACAUGCUUCAGGUUACAUACGCUUCAGGUUACAGACUCCGCUAACCCAGAAAUAUUACCUCGGGUUAAGAACUUUGCUUCAGGAUAAGAACAGAAAUCGUGCAGUGGCGGCGCAGCGGCAGCGGGAGGCCCCAUUAGCUAAAGUGGUGCUUCAGGUUAAUAACAGUUUCAGGUUAAGAACGGACCUCCAGAAUGAAUUAAGUACUUAACCCGAGGUACCACUGUAUUUGUGUUUUUAAUAUUCUGUUGGGAGCAGCCCAGAGAGGCUGGGGAAACCCAGCCAGAUGGGCAGGGUAUGAAUUAUUUACUAUUAUUAUUAUUAUUAUUAUUAUUAUUAUUAUUAUUAUAAUAUCACUGUAGCCCCUCUGAACAGCAUGCUAUUGGGGAGGAGCCUCAGCACAACCGAUAAAUCAUAACAAACCCAACCCCUAGCUCACAAUGAUUGUGCCAAAAAACACGUUGUGGAGUAUACCUGCCGUAAAACACCUGUCUAGGGGGCCCUUUGUCUUGGGCAGAAGCAGGUCGAGGGAGGGAACGAGAAAGAUUCUUCCACUGCCCGAUUUCUCCGUUCCCUGGGGAAUGGUGAAAGUCACUAACAAAGGACCACCGCUUUGUUCCCUCUCUUCUCUUCUUCCACAUAUUCUCCCCCCGACUCAACAACUGUAGUUAAAGAGAAGCUUCGCCUGGAUCCAGAAAGCGAAAUCGCCACCACUGGUGUCAGAGUGUCUCUCAUAUGCCCGGUAAGUGAUCCAUGUUGUGUUGUAAAGCGCUCGCUCUGUGUGUGUGCGUUUAGAGGUGGCAGCCACAGCACAGCUCACAUGCCUUGGGAACAGCUGAUUGGUGAGAAGGUGCCAUUGCAGGAGAUGCUUUGACACUUUUAAGAUUUCCUUAAGUCCAGUAGCCUUGGAACGUUUAUUAUUUGCUUAUCCCAUUUAUAUCAAGGUGGCAUGCCUGGUUUCCCCCACUCCUCAUUUAAUCUCCACAACAACCCUGUUGGGAAUCUCCCUGAGAUCUUCGGAGGAAGGGUGGUAUAUAAAUUUAAUAAAUAGAUCUCUACUGUUUUCAAGCUCCUCGAGGCUAUUGAGUCUUCCAUCCUCCCUUUGGAAGCUGGGCUUUGCUCAGCAAAGGCAUAUUCCUGUCCUUAAAGGGAUCCCUGACCAUUAGGUCCAGUCGGCGACGACUCUGGGGUUGCGGCGCUCAUCUCGCUUUACUGGCCGAGGGAGCCGACGUACAGCUUCCGGGUCAUGUGGCCAGCAUGACUAAGCAGCUUCUGGAGAACCAGAGCAUAGCACAGAAACGCCGUUUACCUUCCCGCCGGAGUGGUACCUAUUUAUCUACUUGCACUUUGACGUGCUUUUGAAGUGCUAGGUUGGCAGGAGCAGGGACCGAGCAACGGGAGCUCACCCCGUCAUUGCGGGGAUUCGAACCGCCGACCUUCUGAUCGGCAAGUCCUAGGCUCUGUGGUUUAACCCACAGCGCCACCCAAUUUUAAAAGGGGGUAGCCCUCCCCCCCCACCGCUCUGCACUCUCUUUGAGUGCCUCUAUAUGGCUAGAAUGUGCCAUUGAACUCUGAAAAGGCCUCUUCCUUGCCUGGAUGGAGUUUGGAGAGGUGUGUGUUUGUAGGAAUUAGCCUUCUAUACAAAGGGAUAUACAUUUGCAUCUGUUGCUCCGCCCACCUUUGCUCAGGCCCCGCCUACCACCACCAGGUGGCCCCCGGGAGGCUGUCUAGAAGCAAGUGCGGCCCUCAGGCUGACAGUGGUUCCUAGAGCGCCAAAAGAGCUGCCCCAGGCCUUCCUCCUUUUGGUCCAUUCUGGGGCUUAAUAAUAAUAAUAAUAAUAAUAAUAAUAAUAAUAAUAAUUUCUGCUUUACUUUUAUGUGGAGUUAAAAGCCAUAUAUUUUAACUGGAGGACAGGUGCUGGGAGAACAGCUGUUUUAGCUCAGGGUUUAGCUUAUAAGGAACACUUAGACGCUUACGCAGGCCAGUGUUUUCUGUAUGGAUAAUAAUAAUAAUAAUAGUAAUUUAUUAUUUAUACCCCGCUCAUCUGCCUGGGGUCCCCAGCCACUCUGGGCGGCUUCCAAAAAAAAAUUAAAAUACUAUAAUACAUCAAAUAUUAAAAGCUUCCCUAAACAGGGCUGCCUUCAGAUGGCUUCUAAAAGUCUGGUAGUUGUUGUUCUCUUUGACAUCUGGUGGGAGGGCGUUCCACAGGGCGGGCGCCACUACCGAGAAGGCCCUCUGCCUGGUUCCCUGUAACUUGGCUUCUCGCAGCGAGGGAACCGCCAGAAGACCCUCAGCGCUGGUCCUCAGUGUCCGGGUAGAACGAUGGGGGCGGAGAUGCUCCUUCAGGUACACUGGAGCAAGGCCGUUCAUAACGUUCCUCACCUUUCUCUCCAAAGCUUGUGAAGAUGCGUCUGUCGGUGCCGUGUCGGGCCGAGACCUGCGCUCAUCUCCAGUGUUUCGACGCCGUUUUCUACCUGCAGAUGAAUGAGAAGAAGCCCACCUGGAUGUGCCCAGUUUGCGACAAACCGGCCACUUACGACCAACUGAUGAUUGAUGGGUGAGUUGAGCUGAUUGCCUCAUCGGAAGCAGGUCUCUCUUUUUACCUCUGUGUGUGUGUGUGUCUUGAGCAUAGCUGUCAACUUACAGAUUUGAAAAUAAGGAAUCAGCAGCCGAAAUAAGGGAUUUUCAGAGCACAGGUAUGUUCAACUUCGGAGCCCCUCCGAGCCAAAGGCAGAAAGCCCAGCCAGCAGCCAAACGAAGCCUCAAGCGGUGGCUCCCACAGCGCAGCAACCCGGCAAAGGGGAUGCAGCAAGGAAAACCACCGUCACCUCUCCGCUGGGAAGCGCUGAGCAAAGGCGAGUCCCCAGGCAAGGCGGCCGAUUUGAUCGGCACAAGGCAUGCAAGCUCCACCCCCCAGUCGUUCUUAGGCCCCUUACUGGGUGAGCAACGCAGCCAAGCAACACAGUUGGAGCCUCCCUCCUCCCUGGCCGGCAGGGAGGGAGGGAGAGGAGCUGCUUCCUUUGAAACCCGGGACAUCAUCAAUAAGGGACAGCAGCGGGACACGGCGCUGGGAUAAGGGACUUUCCCGCCAAAUAAGGGACGGUUGACAGCUAUGGUCUUGAGGCCUGCCUUAGAAUAACAGAGCCGCAGAGUUGGGCCACCUGGUCCAAGCCCCUGCAAUGCAGGGAACAUAAUGGAAGAAUUGCCUGAUGGACAGCCAUCUGUUUGAAAACCUCCAAGGAAGGAGAGGCCACCGCCUUCUGAGCGAAUCCACCGUCAGACAGCUCUUCCUCUUCGAAAGUUCUUUCUGGUGUUUUGUCUGAAUCUCAUCUCUCGUCCUUUGAAUCCGUUGGUCUGGUUCCUGGCCCCUGGAACAGCAGCAGACAAGCAAGCCAGCUUGCUCCAUCUUCCAUGCAGCCACCAUGCAGAUCUUUGAAGAUGGAUCUCACUUAACCUCUCGGUCUUCUCUCCUCCUGGCUAAACGUGCCCAGCACUUUAUUUAUUUUGAAAUAAUUUUUAUUUGAUUUUACAAGUAUAAUAAUACUUACUGGGUUUCACCAGCCACUCUGGGCAGCUUCCAACAGAAUAUUAAAAUACAAUAACCUAUUAAACAUUAAAAGCUUCCCUAGACAGGGCUGCCUUCGGAUGUCUUCUAAAAAUCUGGUAGUUGUUUUUCUCUUUAACAUCUGGUGGGAGGGCGUUCCACAGGGCGGGUGCCACCACCCAAAAGGCCCUUUGCCUGGUUCCCUGUAACUUGGCUUCUCGCUGCGAGGGAACUGCCAGAAGGCCCUCGGAGCUGGACCUCAGUGUCCGGGCAGAACAAAUAUAUAUCCAUAUUUGGAGACUUCUCCGAAUCUCUAGGCUUCCCACCUGCCCCUCCAUGGGUCCUAAUAUAAACCUUUUCAACUGUGUAUUAUUUCACCAUCCAAAUUUUAUGUCUCUCCAGUUGAUCCAUAAUAUCUUCUACAUUGCAAGUGCAAACCUGCUAAUGUUUUUAUCUGCUUACAGUGGUCUCUCAAGUAAAUUAUAAUUUCUCCCCAUUCUUUAUUGAAGUUUCGGUCUUCUUGGUUCCUGAGCUUCCUCGUCAAGUUUUGCCAUUUCGGCAUAGACCAACAGCUUAGUUUGUCAUUCUUCUCUGGUAGGGACUUUGUCUUCUUUCCAUCUCUGGGCUUUAAAGAGAGGCAAAGCCUUGUGUGAGGAAUUAGGAUACUGAUGUGUCGCUUUCUAACAAGAUCUCCAAGAUCUUCAUUUAAAAACAUAAUGAUAAACCUAAUCAUUCACAUCUGGCAUAUAUUUCACAUCUGGCAACCAAUGUGCUCCUUUGGUUUCACAUAGUACAUGAGUAAAAGGUAAAGGGACCCCUGACCAUUAGGUCCAGUCGUGACCGACUCUGGGGUUGCGGCGCUCAUCUCGCUUCAUUGGCCGAGGGAGCCAGCGUACAGCUUCCGGGUCAUGUGGCCAGCAGGACUAAGCCGCUUCUGGCGAACCGGAGCAGCACACGGAAACGCCAUUUACCUUCCCGCUGGAGCGGUACCUAUUUAUCUACUUGCACUUUGGUGUGCUUUCGAACUGCUAGGUUGGCAGGAGCUGGGACCGAGCAACGGGAGCUCACCCCAUCGCGGGGAUUCGAACCGCCGACCUUUUGAUCGGCAGUCCUAGGCUCUGUAGUUUAACCCACAGCGCCACCCACAUCCCCAGUACAUGGGUAGGUAAGUCUAAAAAGCCCGGGACACAAAUCUUCAUGGCCCUCUGGUGACUUCAUUUACCUGAAGUAUUGUAUUUAGCGUUAACUCUAGAACUCUGGAAGUGCAUACUUGACACAUUUCAGAAUUAAAUUGGCAGCUGUGCUGUCUCUUCCCCCACAGGCUCUUGUCGAAGAUCUUGACGGAAUGCGAAGAUGCCGACGAGAUUGAAUACUUGGUGGACGGCUCCUGGUGCCCUAUCAAAGCAGAGAAGGAGAGGAGCUACAGCCCCCAGUGUCCAAUUCUAGUUGUGGGUGGGUCCACAGGUGAGUCUAAACAUAUUUGCUGCUCACUGCUGUGUUUCCUUCCUAAACGGGGACCAAAGGGCCAGUAACCCUGGCGCCGCAGAGCUUUGAAAGUUUCAGCUGCACCCAACGUUACUCCUGCCUGAUCAGAGAAGACCCACUGAAGGACGUGACCAUGGGUAGGCAAACUAAGGCCCGGGGGCCAGACCCAGCCCAAUCGCCUUCUAAAUCCGGCCCACGAACGGUCCAGGAAUCAGCGUGUUUUUACAUGAGUAAAAUGUGUCCAUUUAUUUAAAAUGCAUCUCUGGGUUAUUUGUGGGGUAUAGGAGUUUGUUCAUUCCCCCCCCCCUUCAAAAUAUAGUCUGGCCCCCCACAAGCGCUAAAUCGCGCUUUGCACAUGCGCACAAGCUCCAAAUUGCGCCGUGCACCUGCGCAGAUACGACGCUUCAGUUUGCACUCUUGUCAUGUUGCGAACUGGCCUAUGGAACAGAUCCCGUUCGCAACCAGAGGUACCACUGUACCUAAUAGAAAUACCUACUUUAGGAAGAUGAUAACGAUGAUGAUAAUGAUUAACAUAAUAAUGCAUGUUAAUUCUCCCCGGUUCUCCUUCCCCUGCUUCCAGGAGGCACUUCGGAGGCCAACGGUGUGCCGCCUCCCGCCCCCAGCGUGGAGAACGGCAAGGUCCCCGCCGACGUGGUGGACUUGACGCUGGACAGCUCGUCCUCCGAGGAAGAGGACGAUGACGACGAAGAGGAGGACGACGACGGCGGACCCAAAAGGAAACUGCCCCGCCUAUACAAGAAUGGCUUGGCAUCCGCCUGCUGACUGCAGGGGGCGUUCCGGGUCCUCUGCGUGGGAAAAGCUUGAAUACCUUGGUGCUUAUUCAGACGUGGGAAGAGGGGCUUUCUCUCCCUUCCCCCCUCCAUCUCGCCCUCUUGCAAAGCUGCCCCCUGUGACUUCCCAGUUCCAAGUGAAUUUUUUAAAAAAAAAAGAAAGAAAGAAAAGAAAAAAAUUAAGAAGGCCUGCCGGGGGCGAGGGUAUGCCGGUGACGUUGGUGGAGCUCCUGCGUGGCUGGAAGACGCUGCCCGGCGAGCCAUCCUCUUUCUGGGGUCUUUCGCCAGCUCAGCUUGCACCGCCUCGAGAAUCAGGGCCGGGACGGCACACACCUCUCUUGCAUGGAGGAGUCGUGUCGGGAAUUGGCCACUGGCUCUCCUCUCCUUCCUCAUGCCCCCGACCCCCUGCUCUCCUCUCCGCCCCCCCGUUGCUUCUUGGAUGACCUGGUGCCAGCUGCUCGGAGCAUGUCUGAGCGCCGGCGGGCAACCUGAACUCUUCUGGGCCUCCCAAAAGCGGCAUGUGUCUCUGGUCUUGCCUUGUUCGACAACCAUUCCUGACUCCUCCUCAAUCUCUCUCUCUCUUUCCCUUUCUCUGACACGUGCGAAACCCCUCGCUGGACGUUUUAAGGGAGUGCUGUGUGUUUGUUGCCCUUCGCGUCGAUGCCCGGAGGCUCCUAGAACCAGCAGGUUUCCCUGGUCCCCCCUCCACUGCCCCCCGUCCCAUGGGCACGUCAGGAAAGGGCUUCGGGAGGGGAGCCGGUGAAAGAUGGACCUAGACUUUGAAACCAAGAUGGCUUAGAGUUCCUUGGAGCAUCUCGGGAGAGAACCUCAUGUAAAGAACUCUUUUUAGCUUCUUCCGAAAAUAAUGUAGAAUUCUUACAUACUGAUUCCCUGUUACUCCCCACGCCCCCUUUUUUUAAGUUGAACAAAGCCAUUGGGGAGGUGGGAGGUGGGGACGGGGAGGGGUCGGAAUGCGGAAUGGGCUUGAACCACAAACCUGUUGUCUUUUUUUCCCCUUUCUUUUGAAGUGCAAUAACUUGGUGUGUUUUGGAAGGCGAAAAGGGCUGUGUGUCUCCCCGUCCCAACACCCUCUUUAAUCUCACCAGGGCUUUAGCUUGAGUCGGGUGUUUUGGGGAACAAAACAGCUUUUUUGCCAGGGGGCGGGGGUGGGCUAGGAGUGGACGGGCCGGCGGGUUUGGGGAGGGGGCACAAUGGCCCUUUCCGGAACAGAAAUGCCAGGUGGAGGAACUUUUUAUUAUUAUUAUUAUUAUUGUUUCUACCCAACUACCUCGGUUUUAAGACAAACAAACAGAAAUUCAGGUGUAGCUCAGUCAUGAAGUGGUGGUGGGCAGCAUGUAGGUGACUGUUGUCUUUUUAAAAAUUGCCUAUGGACUUCCAGCUGCUUUGAUACGUCUCCCCCUCUGUUCCCCCAAAGCGCACGCCCUCGUGUAUCCGUGAACUCUUUUUAAAUAUUGCCCCCUUCUGCUCUGCCUGGCCUCGGAACGCUUGCCUACGCCUGCUCUUGACUUUCAUUGCUGGCAAGCGAGGAAACGCUCGCCCCUCAUAUCACACACACACACAAACACACACACACACACACAAAACACACACACCCUCUGCCCAGGAGCUGGUGCACUACUAGUAACCCCAUGCAAGGAAAAGUGUGUCUGUUGGUUUCAUGCGUUUACACUAGGCCAAGACAGUGCAAGGUGGGCUUUUAUUGCACACUCUGAAAACUGAAUUGGCCCAGGAUUUUAUUUUCCUUUUGGUGGCUCGGGGGAGUUUGUCCUGUUUCCUUUGCCCUACCUUUCCCCCCCCCCUUUCCUGCCAUUCCCACCUGUUGUCCGUCCGCCAGCCCAGCAAACCUGGAAUGCGGGGUGCUUUUGCUGUCCCCCCGCCCCCAGAAAAACCAAACCAAACCAUGAUGUGUGUUCAAGGCACCUCCACCUUCUGCUCUCUCCCAUGAAGCUGGAGAGAACAGCACCGUCAUCGUUUUUUAUAUCCAGACCAGUGGUGCUUCUCUUGAGCGUUGCGUUUUCAAAAAAUAAAAUAAAAAGCAAUACCUCUUCCAAAGUACUGUGCCCCAGGGAGGUGUUGCCAACAGAGAAAUGGCAACUCCUUGACUCCAGGCCGAGCGUGCGUCUCUUGUCUCCCUUUUCCAGGCUGCGCGUGGCAUGGGGGAAAGAAAGCCCUCUCCAGGGUGUUUUAAAGAAAAGCCAGUUCAAGUGUAUUUUAUAGAAGCCCCCAGACCUAAACGGUUGCUGUAUAGGACCUCACUCAAGGAGAAGCAAAGCGCUUAGGAGUUCAGCUGGGUCGUGGCAAGUAGUUCUUGUCAGUUGAUUUUCUCUCCCCCUGAACAUCCCACCCUACUGACGGCCCCCAUGCCUGGUGAAGGGCUCUUGAAGGACCCCUGGGAUAAACAGCACUCGGCGGGGGCGAAGCCCUGCCCCAGUCCCUUGGAAGCUGAUGUAGAGAAAAGAUGGCUGCAGGAAGGGAGGUGUGGGAAGUCAUCCAAACUUCCUGGCUCUUCCACUCCCCCCCCCCGCUCUCCUCCCCCAUAUUACCAUAUAUAUAUAUAUAUAUAUAUAUCUAUAUAUAUAUAUAUAUCUAUAUCUAUCUAUCUAUCCAUAUCCCCCCGCACCCGGUCAAACAUCUCAAACUGAAGCAAUACGUUUGCAGUUUUUAAAACGCGCACACACGAGACCUCCAGAUCCACUGAGGCUUUGCAAAGGUCCUUCCUUGUACAGAUGAUGGUCGCUUGCCUCCUCAGCCACUCAGUAGUUCGUCCCACUCCUCUCCCUCAGGAUUAUAAUUUGUGUGCUUAAACUUCUUUGGCUCCCCAUCCCCAUCCCAGACACUGUCCAUUGAGACUUCGCAUCCUUCCUUCCUUCCUGAUUUCCAUUCUGUACAUAUGUUUUUGCUUAACAUCCCUGUCCUGGUUUUCCCCCCCUCCCCUCCUUUUUCUGUUUGUGUGUGUGUGUGUGUGUGUGUGUGUGUGUGUGUGUGUGUGUAAAGAAAAGAAAUUAUUAUUUUUUCUUUCCUUCAAUACACAUUCUUCAGAAUUCAAAAGUAUAGUGUUUGUUAAAUAAAAU
Messenger RNA from Podarcis lilfordi (Lilford's wall lizard), 34708 nucleotides. The record is from the annotation of a GenBank genome assembly. Lineage: Eukaryota; Metazoa; Chordata; Lepidosauria; Squamata; Lacertidae.